Molecule: messenger RNA, 1743 nt
Organism: Funneliformis mosseae
Lineage: Eukaryota; Fungi; Glomeromycota; Glomeromycetes; Glomerales; Glomeraceae
Source: the annotation of a GenBank genome assembly
AUGUCAUCGGAAGAAAACGCCAUUGGAAUCGAUUUGGGGUCGACAUAUUCAUGUGUCGGAGUCUGGCAAAAUGAUAGAGUUGAAAUUAUUGCCAAUGACCUGGGUAAUCGUACGACGCCUUCAUAUGUCGCUUUCACCGAAACAGAACGUCUUAUUGGAGAUGCUGCUAAAAAUCAAGCUAGCAUUAACCCUCAGAACACUGUAUUUAACGCUAAACGUCUCAUUGGUCGUAGUUUUAACGACCAUGAAAUUAAAAUUGAUUUAGAGCACUGGCCAUUCAAAGUUAUUGAAAAGAAUGAGAAUCCAUAUAUUCAAGUAAAAUUCAAAGGCGAAAGGAAGAAUUUCACACCCAUAGAGAUUUCUUCUAUGAUAUUAAUAAAGAUGAAGAAAACCGCAGAAUCUUUUCUAGGUUCAAAAGUUAGUAAUGCCGUGAUAACGUCGCCAGCUUGCUUCAAUGAUUCUCAACGUCAAGCGAUAAAAGAUGCAUGUGAAAUCGCUGGUUUGAAGGUAUUACGCAUAAUUAACGAGGCAACUGCGGCAGCUAUCGCUUAUGGUUUGGACAAGAAACAUGAUGGUGAACGAAACGUUCUCAUUUAUGAUUUAGGUGGUGGUUCUUUUGAUGUUUCACUUCUAACUAUCGAAGAUGGAAUUUUCGAAGUGAAAGCCGUUGCUGGUGACACGCACCUUGGUGGUGAAGAUUUUGACAAUCGACUUGUAAAUCAUUGCGUGCAAAAAUUCCAACGUAAAUAUAAAAAAGAUCUUACAACAAAUGCACGAUCAUUCCAACGAUUAAGAAUUGCUUGUGAGCAAGCUAAGCGUGAACUUUCAUUUUCAUUACAAACUUGUAUUAAAAUAGACUCUCUUUUCGAGGGUAUAGAUUUCUAUACCAACUUAACGCGUGCUAAAUUUGAACAAUUGAAUCGAAGCUUGUUUCAGAAUACGAUGGAACCUAUUGAAAAAGUACUACGAGAUUCUAGAAUCGACAAAAGUCAAAUUCAUGAGAUCGUCCUAGUCGGUGGUUCAACACGCAUUCCAAAGAUUCAAAAAAUGGCCAUGGCAUAUGGUGCUGCCAUUCAAGCCGCUAUUUUAUCUGGUGAUACUUCAGAAAAAACUCGAGAUUUUCUUUUACUCGAUGUCACCGCUUUAUCUCUUGGUUUCGAAACUUCCGGUGAUGUCAUGAUGCCGCUUAUAAAGCGUAAUACAACUAUACCUACUAAGAAAUCAGAAAUUAUAUCAAAUUCUGAUAAUCAACAAGAAGUAAUGAUUCAUAUUUAUGAAGGUGAACAUGCCCGUAUUAAAGACAAUAACUUUCUUGGUAAAUUCGAAUUAACUGGAAUUCCGACAGCACCAAGAGGUUUGCCGCAAAUUGAAGUCACAUUUGAUAUUGAUGUCUCCGCUGUUGAUAUAAUGACUGGAAGAUCGAACAAAAUAACCAUCACGAAUGACAAAGGUCGUUUGUCAAGGAAUGAAGUCGCACGUAUGGUUGCUGAAGCCAAGCUUUAUCUCGAAGAGGAUGAGAAAGUUGCCCAAAAAAUACGGGCACGAAAUCGGUUAGAAAGUUAUGUGUUUGAGUUAUGUAACACACUUUAUGAUCAGAAACUUGCUAUGAAUCAACUUGAAGAUCAAAUCGAAAAGUCAAUUACAUUGCUUGAAAAUAACAAACAUGUAGGAAAGGAGGAAUAUGAUAAUAUACAGAGGUCACUUGAACAAAGUGUCGACCAAAUAGUAACGCGGUGGCGUUGA